Molecule: messenger RNA, 309 nt
Organism: Aspergillus tanneri
Lineage: Eukaryota; Fungi; Ascomycota; Eurotiomycetes; Eurotiales; Aspergillaceae
Gene: nhp6
Product: high-mobility group nucleosome-binding protein
Exons: 4
Coding region: 1-309 (102 amino acids)
Source: RefSeq, a predicted model, not a curated record
AUGCCUAAGCAGGCCUCUGCCCGUAAGACUAAGCCCCGCGUUGAGCGGAGGAAGAAGGACCCCAACGCGCCCAAGCGUGGUCUAUCCGCGUACAUGUUCUUCGCCAACGACAACCGUGAAAAGGUUCGCGAAGAGAACCCUGGCAUUACCUUCGGCCAAGUUGGGAAGAUGCUUGGGGAGAAGUGGAAGGCCCUGAGUGACUCGGAACGCCGCCCAUAUGAGGAGAAGGCCGCUGCAGACAAGAAGCGAUAUGAAGACGAGAAGGCCAGCUACCAGGCAGCCGGCGACGACGAAGAGGAGUCCUCUUAA